Molecule: messenger RNA, 2727 nt
Organism: Bolinopsis microptera
Lineage: Eukaryota; Metazoa; Ctenophora; Tentaculata; Lobata; Bolinopsidae
Product: glycine N-methyltransferase-like
Exons: 3
Coding region: 78-2405 (775 amino acids)
Biological process (GO): S-adenosylmethionine metabolic process; regulation of gluconeogenesis; protein homotetramerization
Cellular component (GO): cytosol
Molecular function (GO): glycine N-methyltransferase activity; S-adenosyl-L-methionine binding; glycine binding
Source: RefSeq, a predicted model, not a curated record
UCAACACUACUAUAUAACAAAUAAUUUGAGGUCAGUAUGUAAAGACAGUGAACUACUUAAACUACUGGUAACUGGUGAUGUCUGGACUACGUAAAAGAAUAACCAAAGUAGGACAGCAAGUUCUGGAUAACUAUUGUCAGAAAGGAGAUGAGAUCAGGGGACGAAUAAUGAUACCUCCGAUACCUGAUUCCAAAUUUAUAGACAAGCUGCCUGAAGAUGUGGAGUUAGAAGGACAGAAUGCUGCCGAGAGAGAGCUUCAGGAAGGGUAUGAAGCUGAAGUGAAGGUGUUCAGAUGUUUUGAGGAGGUUAAGAGUAAUGUCAUAGUUAUACAUCAGCUGGAUUACACUCACGAACAAUAUGCUGCAUUCCUGCCAGAUCAUCAGUGUAAUGUGAAAAUGUGCAAGAGAGGGUUAGAAACCCACGAUUGUCAUCAACCAAAGAAGAAUGUGGAGGGUGAGACUGAUUUUGUGGUGAUAGGAAUGAGUUUUGUGGCUGUGUUUGAAGUGAAAGGAUUGUCUCUACAGAGUUGUACUGAAGAGGAAGGUAAACUUAAAAUGAAGGGUUGUGUUGAGGAUGCCUCCAGACAAAGAAAGAGAAUGGUGGAUCUUAUCAGAUCAGUAGAUUCCUCUCUGAGGGUGUACGAGUUUACUUUGUUAAGUAACGUCUCUAGAGAAGAAGUAGAUGAGAAGUAUUUGUCUGAUGAAACUUUACUGUUCAGUGAAGAUCUCGACCACUUGGUUCAUAUCAUUGAUAGUUGUGAAGUGUCCUCAUCGAAUGCUUUAAAAUCGGGGAUAAUGAAGAAUGUGGCAUGGUGUUUGCUAGGUCUGUGGUGUAUUGAUCAAGAUAACAAAUGGGACAUCACCACUUGUAGCUUACCUAAAUGUAUAAUGGACAUUGACAGUAAACUUAGAAGAGCUCUUGUAACAAGAAAGUCAGUAGAUGAGGUUGCUGCUGAAGUGAACAGAUCUUCUGGUAAAAAUAAGGGGAGAAAGAAAACCAGUUCUAAGAAAGAGUAUCCUAAAAACCCUGAAAUGGUAGAUGCACCUAGUUUAUUCCAAAACUACCUUAAUAUUAAAAGCUUAACAAAAGAUCAGUUAGAUAUAUUUGAAAGUGAGGAGAGAUUCCUCUGGGUGGACGGCUCUGCUGGUUCCGGUAAAACUAUCGUAAUGCUUGGAAAAAUAAUCCAUAUGGCUUUAACAACAUCCCCUGAGAAAAGGAUCCUUUUGAUUAUACCAUAUGAUGUCACUAGGUUUAAAGAGUAUCCGAUGGUAGAACGUCACUUAAAUUUUCUAAACAAUAUCAUUGAGCAUGUUACUUUGUGUGAACAAAUAGCAUACGAUUAUGAAGAUGAUAAUGAUAAUGAUACUGUUGAUGAUAUAAAUGAUAAGGUUGAAGAAGCAGGCAGGUUAAUGUUACAACAAUUGUCAGAUAGUAGCAGUAAGAUUAUAUUGCUGGUAGUAAGGAGAGCACAUACAGCUGUAAGUAUGAAAAGUGUCAUGACGAAUUUCGAUUACGUUUUCGUGGAUGAUUUUCAAAGCUUACUUGAUUUUCAUCGAAUCCAUCUUGAGACAAAAAGAAAGUAUGCUGAUAAAAACACUAUAUUUGAGGGCAUACUGCAUAUCAUUAAGGAGAGCACAACUAGCAAGACUAGUGUUUGGAUACUAUGUGAUUAUGCACAAUCGGUCUUAUAUAAACUUGAACAAUUUAAAAACAGCGAAAUUGAAUAUCCAGUGUCAGCUUUUGGUGAUCAAUUGAGAAGUUUGUUUGUUAACUCAAAAAGAUUAACUGUUAAUCUUAGGAAUACUUGUGAAGUUUCUACUGUGUUAUCAAUAAUCAGAACGCAUCACGAAAGAAUUGUAUUACCUGAAUCUGAUCCAGUGACAUGGCCCCAACAGAAGGAAGGUCACUUUCUUCGUGGCACCAAACCAGUUAUCUACUUACUGGGUGAAAAUAAAGUUACUUCAAGGAUAGAUAUUUUGACCAGAGAGCUGUGGGAAUUGAAAGGGCCGAACAGUUGUCUUAAAAAUUCUGAUAUUGCAGUAUUAUUAAUAUUUUAUGAUGACACUACGAUGACUCCCCUAGAAAGUGUACUCGAGAGAUGGAACACACCAGACGAUAAGAUAACGUUUCUUCCACCAUCGUGGUCUCUGUCAGCUGAGUGGCCGGCUGUUAUCACAUUGUUCGAUUUUACAUUAUAUGCAAUCGCCGUUAAAUUAGCUGAUAACAAUGAGUUUGAUCCAACAGUGAGUUUUUUUCCUUUGCUAUACACUGCAAUCUCCAGAGCCAGAGUGUAUUCAACAGUGAUUCUAUUUGAUUACACGCCCAACACUUGUCAAUAUUUUGAUAAAUGUUUAGAAGAACUGAGGCGACGUAGUGAUGUGUGUAGGAUCGUUGAACUGUGUUGAUAGUUUGCAAUUAAUGUCAGUGUUAAUUGUUUAUGCCCAUGGUGUGUUAAUAAUACAUAGUUAAUAUGUAAUAUUAUAUUUGUCCCAACUUUAGGUGCAGAAUUUUAUGUAACUACGAUUUCGUGAAAAACAAUGUUUUGAAUAUUUUUUGAAAUACAAUUUAAUUUAUGGCAUAGUAGUCACUUUUCUUCCGAUUUAUUUCCCGUUUAAUUAAUUUACAAAGAUUUUAAAAGUUCUAUUAUUUUUGACAUACUUAUUAUAUUGCAUUUUUCUUUCGAUAACUUACUAAUCUAUCUAAUCGAUAACUUACUAAUCUAUCUAA